Molecule: messenger RNA, 2124 nt
Organism: Epithele typhae
Lineage: Eukaryota; Fungi; Basidiomycota; Agaricomycetes; Polyporales; Epitheliaceae
Product: Rec8 like protein-domain-containing protein
Exons: 7
Coding region: 1-2124 (707 amino acids)
Biological process (GO): mitotic sister chromatid cohesion; replication-born double-strand break repair via sister chromatid exchange; synaptonemal complex assembly
Cellular component (GO): synaptonemal complex; cohesin complex
Molecular function (GO): protein binding; chromatin binding
Source: RefSeq, a predicted model, not a curated record
AUGUUCUACUCAGAGGCGAUUCUGUCUCGCCGCGGGCCCCUGGCCAGGGUCUGGCUCGCGGCCCACAUGGAGAGGAAGCUCUCAAAGACACAAACACUACAGACGGACAUUGAGCAGUCGGUCGACGCGAUCAUGCACCAGGAGAUCGAAGUCAUGGCCCUCCGUCUUAGCGGACAACUGCUGCUUGGUGUGGUCCGUAUCUACAGCCGUAAGGCCAAGUAUCUUCUUGAUGACUGCAAUGAAGCCUUGCUCAAAAUCAAGAUGGCUUUCCGCCCGGGAGUCGUCGACAUGACAGAAGACCAGCUCGCGGUCAACCAGAAUUCUAUUACGCUCCAGAGCAACCACCUUGACCUCGAUGCCCUUCUUCCGGACCUCGACUGGGACACCACAGACUUUGAGGCCCGUAAUGUCCAGCCGGGAGGCCAGCACAUUGCCCGAGCAGCUGAUAUCACCCUUCACGCUGAUAUACAACUCGACUUCGACGACGGAGGUUACGGUUUCGACCUUGGGCCCUCUGACGGCAUUGGAUCGCACGACUUCGACCUCGACCUCAAUCUCGACUUCGGUGAUGGCCCGGCGUCGGCUGCACGCACACCUUCGCGGAUGGACGACGACGACAUGAGUAUCGAGGUGGGGCGAGAUGCCGCGGCGACGAGAGGGUACCAGGAGUCGAUAGCUUCCCACAUGCUCGGCGCAUCCGUGGUCGACGCGGAUCUCCUCUCAGUCAGGAGUCGGGCAGCUUCAGAAAACCCCUUCGGCGCAGAUGUCGACAUGGGCUUCGGGCCCGACAUGGAGGCCAUGGAUCUCGACCUCGGCAUCACAUUCGAAGACGAGCCACUCAGUGACCAUCCAUUGAGCGAGCAUGCUCCCAGCGAGCACGCGGUUGGUGCACAUGCUCCCAGCGAACACGCACCAACACCCCGCUUGACUCCUUCUCGAGACAUGUCACCACUCACCGAGCCCCCGAAGACUCCUCCUCCCGAACUGGAACUUACACCGAAAGCGGUCCCAGAAGAUGUUGCGAGGAAGAGGAAGGAGAAGAAGCAGAUCAUUGAUUCCGUGACGGAGCUUGCAGACGGUCCUGGAGGGCGAGUAGGCCGAGGUCGCAACGCCGGCUUGGGCGCCGCCUACAAGAAGGACGUGAGUGACAUUGUAACCGAACACCCCUACCUCCCUCGCUCCUCUCUCGUCAUGCGCCUCCUCGAAAUCCGCGACGACCCUCUCGCGCACUUCCUGCCAACCAAGAACACCCCCCACGGCAACUUCUUCUCUGCCGCGCCCCCCGGACUCGCCCCCGAACUCGCGGACAUGUUCAUGCGCCCGCUCGCGAAUCUGCAACCAGCGAAACGUCGUGGUGCGUCUCCCGAGAAGCCCCCAAGCAAGAAGCGGCGAGUUGACGGCAGCGUCGUCGACGAGGACGACCAGAUGGAGGAGGCCCGUCGUGCCGGCAGCGCCGCCCCCAGCAUCGUCCUCGGCAGCGAUAUCUACGGCCCCGGGAGUGUGGGGCCCGGCGCGGACUUGACGUUCGACACCGGCCUGCCGAUGGACGACUUCCAGAUGGACGUGCCCGAAAUCAGCGCGGAGCGCGCACACAGCAAGUCAGUCGGCCCAUUGUCGCCACUCUCGCGCCUGUCGACCCCGCCGCCAGACCCACUCAUUGAGGAGGGUGACGAGAGCCAUGCGGACGCCACCUGCCCCAUCGCGCUGUUCGACGACCGGGUUGGAGGCAGCAGCCAAGCGACACAGAGCCAAGCGACGGAGGCGACGGACGACGGGAAAGGGUACAGCAAGAACACGGCGAAGGCACUGGGGCUGGUCAGGCGAGAGCUGCAGCCAAACCCGGAGGAGCAGGACGAGGACAAGUACAUGAGUUUCAACAACAUGGCGCAGAAGGCAUCUCGCAGAGCUGCCGCUGCGUUCUUCUUCGAGCUGCUCGUGCUCGGCACGCGCGACUGCGUGCAGCUCAAGCAGGCCCAGCCCUUCGCGAACAUCGAGGUGCGCGCCAAGGACAAGCUCUGGGAGCGCCAGCGUCACGGAUCCAUGGCACCGUCCUCGGUGAACGGUUUCUCGCAGAUGCGGCAGGGAUCUGCAGCUCCCUCCAUUGCUACGGCUUUCGGUCUCUAG